GCUCCCGCCAUGGCCAACAAGAUGGACAUGUCCCUGGAUGAUAUCAUUAAACUCCACCGGAGCCAGCGUGACGGAUGCGGCGGGGACCGGGACCGAGACCGAGGUCGGGCUGGAGCCCAGGGCGGCCGCGACAGCGGGGACGCGCAGGGGGCAGCCCGCGUAAGCCGAGGGGGCCCCAUCCGGAAUAGACGGACCAUGACCCGCAGAGGCGCCCGGGGCCGCGGCAGAAACCGACCCGCGCCGUACAGCCGACCCAAGAGGCUUUCAGACAAGAGGCAGCCCGAUGACGUGUUCCCCAGUGACUUUGGAGGCGGGCCCGCAGCUGAGACCGGGACCAAGUUGCUGAUCUCCAAUUUGGAUUACGGGGUCUCAGAUGCCGAUAUUCAGCAACUCUUUGCAGCAUUUGGAACUUUGAAGAAGGCAGCUGUGCAUUAUGAUCGGUGCGGCGGUAGUUUAGGAACAGCAGAUGUUCACUUUGAGCGAAAAGCCGAUGCUCUGAAGGCCAUGAAACACUAUGAUGGUGUCACCAUGAACGUCCAGCUUGUUCUAGCACAGACUCAGAAACAACGAAGAGCCGCACAGAGUGGAAAUAGAGGUGGAAUGACCCGGAGCCGUGGCUCUGGAGGCGGCACCCGGAGAGGCGGCCCUGGAUGCAAGCGAGGACCCCAACCAGGGACUGCAAGAAAUUCCAAACAACAGCUUUCCAGAGAAGAACUAGAUGCCCAACUGGAUGCUUAUAAUGCCAUGAUUGAAUUCGAAAUAGAGGACCGUGGCUCCACUGGAGCUGGAGGCUCAGCAGGACUAGGAGUGGCUGUCCAUUCCUACAUUAGACUUUCAAACCAACUGAUUGACGAUGUUCAGACCCUCUCCAGUGCUAUCAAUGAUCUCCAGUGUCAGAUGGAUAGUUUAGUUGAAGUGGUCUUGCAAAACGGACGAGGCCUGGAUUUCCUCACUGCCGAGCAAGGAGGGAUAUGCUUAGCCCUCCAGGAACGCUGUUGCUUCUGUGCAAACAAAUCUGGUAUUGUAAGGGACAAAACUAGGAGACUCCAGGAAGAUUGGAUUAAGGGGUGCCAAGAACUGUUCGAUAACCCUCUUUGGAGUGGGCUCCAUGGGAUCCUCCCUUCUCUUCUUCCUUUCCCUGGGCCCUUAAUUGGCUUUCUUUUCCUUUGGUCUUUUGGACCCUGGGCCUUCCAGAAAGUUACAUCCUUUGUCAAAUCCCGAAUAGAUAGUGCACUGGCAAAACCCAUGGACAUACACUCUCACCGCCUUGAGACUGGUGAUGACCCCCUUGAUGCUCAUAUGAGCAACCAAAAUUUCUGA
This is a messenger RNA of Antechinus flavipes (yellow-footed antechinus), 1320 nucleotides long. Its product is annotated as THO complex subunit 4-like. Gene Ontology annotation, biological process: mRNA export from nucleus. The record is from RefSeq and is a predicted model, not a curated record. NCBI's taxonomy places the organism in Eukaryota, Metazoa, Chordata, Mammalia, Dasyuromorphia, Dasyuridae. Gene Ontology annotation, cellular component: nucleus. Gene Ontology annotation, molecular function: mRNA binding.